AUGAAAACGUUAUUAGAUUUAUAUCGAGCAAUUCUGAUAAAUUUUUUGUUGAUUUUUGCUGCGGUCAGUUGCAAUGAAUGCUUUUCAUGUUUUACAAGUUGCAAAUUACUUCCAAAUUUUAAAUUAGGUGAAACCAAUUGCGACUGUACUGGUGAAACGACUUGUAAAUCGACUAGUUGUUUUGUUAAAGUUGAGAUAUUUCAUGAGGAAUUCACCGCCAUCAUCCAGAAAGGCUGUGUUAAUCACGUAUAUGGUGGGAAAGAAGGAUGCCAGUACACUGGUCAAUACGAUUCUAUUUAUUGCUCGUGCACCGGUCAUUUAUGCAACACGAAAGAGAAGUUUAAUUCGUACGAAACAAAUCGACUUCCUACUGUUGAUUGCUGCGAAUGUUCCGAGUCACAUCGUGAUUAUUGUCCAAACAAAAAUUGCCUUCGACAAUGCAGUGGAAAUUAUUGUUUGAUUGAUUUCGAUGGUGUAGAGCAGGGCUGUGGUGUUGGCUAUCCAAGAUUACAGGAUUUUUUACGAACGAAAUCAUACAUUGAUUGGUACCAAACUUCCAACAAAAUUUUGCUAAAUGGAUGUGUUUGUACGAAUCCUACAGGUUCGUGCAAUGAACUGAAUAAAACAAGAACAUAUCAGUUAAAUAAUGUUAUAAAUCGACGACUGAAUGAACAAAAUUAUUGUUAUAGUUUGCAUUACAAAUCGCAUAUAGCUUUUAGCGAAGAAGUUUUUAAAAGCUCGGAAACAUGUGAAGGCCAAUUUUGCUUCCUAUCAUUAACAACAUCAGAAUUGUUAAUUGAAAGCACCAAAUUCGAAAAAAAACUUGGUGAUCAUAAAGAAUUUAUUGGAACUACUCGGCCAAAUUAUGAGCUCCUGGCCGGUUGUUUGAAAAUUGACAAUGAUCAAAAGGUCACUACUGGAUGUACAACAGAAUUCGUAACAACUACUUCAGAGCCAUUGCUUAAGCAUUGCAUCUGUGACAGCCAUUUAUGUAAUUUCUAUGAUUUAUUAUCGGAUAAAAUCGAUUCAAGGAAACGAAAUGAACCAAAAUUUGUUUUCGUUAAAAUUAUUAUUUCAUGUAGAAAGUUUGUGUAUAUUUGGCUAGAAAUUCAAAAAUUCGUUAUUAAAUAA
Dracunculus medinensis (Guinea worm) is the source of this 1131-nucleotide messenger RNA. NCBI's taxonomy places the organism in Eukaryota, Metazoa, Nematoda, Chromadorea, Rhabditida, Dracunculidae. The record is from the annotation of a GenBank genome assembly.